Molecule: messenger RNA, 8635 nt
Organism: Porites lobata
Lineage: Eukaryota; Metazoa; Cnidaria; Anthozoa; Scleractinia; Poritidae
Source: the annotation of a GenBank genome assembly
AUGUCAAAGAAGAAGAUCAGGAGUGACUUUGACCGCCUAAAGUGUCGUGAGACAGAAAAAACGUUCGCCGGAACUUGAUUAAUUCCGGAACAUGGAGUUUCAACAAGAGCGUGGAAAUCUCCUCUGCAGUUGAAGAAUGGUUUUUCCCGGUGGAUCUAAACUUGGAAAAAAUGAAAAUAAUGAUGCAGACACACUUAUAAUUCAUGAUACUGCAUUUGCUCACAUUUUCAUCUCGACCGCCUUUUAUACACUCGGGUUUAAUUUAAGCUUAUGCUCGUCUUGCCUGAAGCACACUGCCUCCGUUUGUCUCUACACGAUUAAAUACAAAGUCAGUAAAUGUUCACAGAAGCCUGCACGUUUUUGCUACAGAUAUGUUAGCAGCCUCUUGAUUCAACUUCAGUUAGUAAAUAAUCAACAUCAGCGUCAUCAGAAGUGUCGAGUCCCUGUUUGCCGUAGUAUACAGUUGAAAAUAUAAUGUCGUAAACAGCGGUCUUUAUAGCGAAAAUGGAUUGGACAUUAAUAGCGUGUGAUCAAGAAUUUUGAAAUUUGAAUUAUGAUGUGUUAUGAAAUUUGCCUAGAUCACUGGUUUUUAUCUCUUUCGAAGUUUAGUUCCAUUGUUAAAUGUUAAAACCAUUUCAGCUGGAGGCGGGAAUUUCCACUAUAAGCACUGAAGUCCUUUUUCCUGCAGUUCUGCCAUGCUCUUGGCCUUAAAGGUCGGUACACACUAGGCGACAAGUUGCAGCAACUUGUCGCGGCGACACGUUGCAGCGACAAAUCGCUUCGUGUGUACUGGAGAAUUUUUGUGAAAAUCUUUGUCGCUGCAACAGAAUUUGUCGCCGCAACAAGUCGCACCGAUUCAGUCUGAUUUGAUUUUUUGCGACUUGUUGCAGCGACAAAAUUAUGUUGCGGAGACAAAGAUUUUCACAAAAAUUCUCCAGUACACACGAAGCGAUUUGUCGCUGCGACGUGUCGCCUCACCUUGUUGCUGCAACUAGUCGCCCGACCUGUACACACAGAGUGAUCUGUCGCCGCGACGUGUUGCAGCAACUUGUCGCCUAGUGUGUACCGACCUUAAAAUCGCUCUUACGGUUGACUCCCGAUAACUCCCCCCGCUAACUCGAACCUCGCUCUAACUCGAACCAAAAAUCGAUUUCCCCUGGAUUUCCUUCAUACAUUUACUGUAAUUUUUACCCUCGGUAACUCCAACCCUCGAUAACUCGAACCUCCCGCUAACUCGAAGUAGUUUUCGGAUCAUUUCUAUAUAAUUCUAUCCUCGAUAACUCGAACCGUGUUUUGAGCCCUUUUUAUUUAAUUAAAAGUCGGUAAAAAACGGUCUACUGGUGUCCGAAACAUUGAAUUUUGAAUUUCCCAUUGACGUGUUGUAAGUAUAUAGUUCACUAUUGGAGGCUGAUGUCAGUUGUCACAAAUCUAACGUGAAACAGCUUUACUUCUCAAAACAGUAAAACGCAUGCUCUAUUUUAGCAAUGUUUUGUUACGUUAUGUUCUGAUUUAUAAUCUAGAAAUAUCUUUUAAUUUUCACUCGACAUUUCUACAUCUAAAUGUGAUUAAAAUGUUCACUAUGCAGUAAAACUGUUUUUUUCCUUACUCCCGUCUAUUUUUUUCGAGCUCCCGAUAACUCGAACCUUUUUCGAUUUCCUUUGAAGGUUCGAGUUAUCGGGAGUCGACUGUAUUCUUCUGCUUAGACAUUUUUGAACCUUAAACUAUCCGAGUUUCAAACAGGGAAAGGGAAAUAAAAUUUAUAAAUCAACGCGAACUUGAAAUGGCGACUCGUAGUUCGUACAAGUACACGGUAUGUGACAGAGAACGGAUGUCCGAACUUCAGGAGUUUGUUUACAACAAACGUCAUCAAAGCUCACUUGAAACUACAAGUGAAGAAGAAGGCGGAAGAAGUCGGAUAAAGGUAUAACUACUGUGGCAACUCGUUAAUGAACUCCACCCAAAAACCACAUAGAUGACAUGACUAGAAAAUGGCAUUGUGAUAUACCAAGCCCGCCUCUUAGACGAUAAAUCAUUGUUAUUUUUUCUUGUAACUCGAAGUACAACUCGAAGUUCAACUCGAAUGCUAACUCGAACAUAUACGACUCCUAAUAGGCAAUAUUAUUUCUACUGUUUUAAUAAGGAUCCUGAGUUUAACAUGUUUCAACCCCACCAACUUCGGUCGCUAUUAUAGCCCCGGCCUAACCCUAUUGAACCCUACGCAGAUCCGAAACCUGUCGGUUAAUGUCACUUUAAACUCUUAGCUGUGCAUCGAUCUCGGAAUUGUUCCUGUAACCUUUUCAAAUCAAGGAAGGUUCUCGCCUUAGCACUUGAUGACCACUAACAAAACAAUUUUCAAGUAGGCAAUCUCGCAGGAGUAAUUGAGACUACUAGCUUUGAAUGAUGACUUAGAAAAUUACACGCUUUUACGAUUCACGUACACCGAUUUUAUGAUCUGUGUUCAGCCAUUUGUUGUACCUGUAUGUAGAUGACAGAUCAAAAGAGUGUUUGAUAUAAUAGACGCGGAAAUUUAUGUGCGUCCUUUAAGCAUUCACUGUAAUUAUGGACGUGAUGCGGAAAAAUUGCAGAUAUUGUUCAAAUUGACCCGCUUAGAUGACUGAAACGUGCUGCAUGUUCCGUUCUUUAACCACGCUUUGCUAACCAGGACUAUAAAAAGGCCUCAUUAUUACACAUUUAUUUACUAACCAGUGAUCUACAGCGACACCACCCGAGAAGCUUGCCGUGUAGCUUCGUGUAGCCCUUUGAGGUAAAGUAUUCCAAUUCAGUUUUCUCGCUUUAGUUUGACUUUGAUAUUCAGAAAAAAUUAUGUUUUAUUGAAAACAAAGUAAUAUCAAAGCGUUAUUCAUGCAAUUUACAUUUUUUUAGUCACUACUCAGUCCUUUUCUCCCGCUAGAACAAGUCAGUUAAAUUCGACAAAAUGAUUUUGGAAAGGACAAACAAUGAAAACAUCCCUGCUCAGUUAAGCCAGUCGUGACGGCUUCUACUUUUUCUCUUUUGUAUUUUUUCUUUCUUUUGUUUCAUUGUCUUAUUUGAUCUUAAUUGCGUAUUUCGAUCAAAGUGUACAGUAAAACUCUCCAACUAUGAACAUGAAUUCAAAGCAGGGGCACCCAUCGAGAAUAUACUUCAAAACCACUUAAACAUAGCAAUGUUGAACGUAUUUUAGUAUUUAAACGGUAGAUAAAGGCAUAUUUUUAUCCCCUAAAAAUUUUUCAUCUGUUCGGAUUUCCUAGCUGAAAGUCUAGUGAUCCGAAAAUUAUGGGGAUCAAAACUUACCUUUUCGAAAGUUUCAGCCAGAAAAAAGGUUCCCGAAAAUUCUAGGUGACCUUUUUCGUGUAAAAAUCCGUUAAAAAUUGUCAAUUAUACCAGUUUUCACAUGUUCGAAAAUCCUAGGAGAGGCAGGCAUUCAAGAAAUUUUACAACAAAUGUUCCGAAAAUUCUAGAUCUCAAAUCGUCUUCCGAACAGAUAUUUUCCGAAAAUUGACGUUGGGUGCCCCUGUCAAAGGUACAGAUUUCUAGGAGAAGCAAGGCUUGGACGGUUAACAGCCAAAAUAAAAUGCACUUGCACAAGCAAACAAAUCUUAGAAACUGAACUCGUCUGCAAAGUGAGACGCACUGACAAAUGUUCUUUUAUCUCGAUUUUCGCUUUUACUUUGAAGCUACUGGUCCAAAUUGCGUCACCCGUGUCUGCAGGCCGCUAUGAUCCACGCGCUCUCCGCGCGCUGCACUUGCGACAAAAAUUUUAAUAUCUUCGCUGAGCCCAGGUAUUCAAUCGAUAAAAAUCGGUAUCGCUAAAAAUCGGUAGCAAUCAAGUGAUUUUUAUCGAUUGAUAACGGAAAUCAGUGAAAAUCGAUAAACUAAAUUGCUGUGUCAAAUCGAUAUUAUUGAUUUUCAAGAUUUUAUCGAUUUAUAACGGAAGUCCGCCAUUGUUGUUUUUUGGGAUGAGUGACUACAGCUGAGAAAACACAUCUACGAAUAUCAACUGCUCAGCAAACGUGAAAAUGAGAAAUGUGGAAACUAUCACACACAAGUUUCUCUCUAAAACUCGUCGUUUGGUACAUAAUAACACUGAACGGUUCGGUUUUAUAAUUAAAUUCAGUUCUCGCAGGCAAGUAUCACGAGAAAUACAACCGUAGUAAACUGAUUUUUCUAGCCUGAAUUUCAGACAUUCCCUCGAGUCGAAGGGAUGUCUGAAAUUCAUUCAAAGAUUUCCCUGGAUAGAUUUUCACCGUUUUCUUUAUCAAUCGAUAAAAAUCACUUGAUUGCUAGCGAUUUUUGUCGAUGUCGAUUUUUAUCUAUUGGCUACUUCGGGAUUUAACUAAACGUGGAACUACACCGACGUUAUUUUGAAAGGGCGGCGGGUCUAAAUCGUGAAAAACUGGGCGCCUACAAACCAGAAGCCAAUUUUAAACCUGGUUUUGAAGAAAAGAUAAGAUUUUUCAGAUUUUUUUAAAAGAAUUUUUUAAAAAGUGAUAACUGUUUAAUUCCUUCGACGCUCAACUGCAACUCAAUUGUCAACAAAUUUACUGUUUGCAUGAAAUCAGUUUUCAUUUUUGAAUGAACAGAUGAACAGAUACAUCUUCUGAUAUAAAUCGAUGAAAUCGGCAAAAAUCAAGGUAAAUCGAUAAACGAAACGAGUGGGUCAUCGAUUUCUACCGAUUGAUUGAUACGAUCGAUAUCAAUCAAAUUAGAUUUACCGAUUUUUAUCGAUUUAUUGAUUGAUAAAUCGGUACCUAUUUUUAUCGAUUGACUACUCCGGGCGCUAAGAGAGGAAUAAAUAAAGUCACAUGGUACAUAGGCCUCCUCCACACGUAUCCGGGUAUUGAAUCCGCUACUUUUUCUUUGUUUUCUUUGCGGAUACGUCUUCCGUCCACACGUAAUCUGUGAAUCCGGCAGACGAGUCCUGCGUUCUGCAUUCGGUGUUUCGCAUUCAGAUUACGUUGACUAGAUUUUUGAAUCAGCUGAUUGGGUGAGUAUUGUACGUCAAUUUCUCCCAGAUGUUUGUAUCACACCUUCUUCAAAUACUCUGAGACUGCAAUUAUUCACAGUUUAACAAAUACAAAGGCGAAAAACGAAAACAACUUACCUACUCAAAAAAAAAAGAAAGAGAAUCGCACAUCUUUUACCAACGCCUUGUACUUAUCAAUCGUGCCAAAUACUGCCUCCUAAUUGGCUAAAAACCUUGACGCCAUGUUGGCUCUAAUCGGUUCACAAGUGAUAGUUCCGGCCUUGUGAUUGGCCCAAACCAGUCUCAAGGGAGUCUACACCUUACAUUACACUUUUACACUUUUGCAGCACGAACGAGAAUUUUUCUACCUACAGCAAUACCUCGCGCAGUACUAUAAUGCUGCCACCUCGCACGCCUCGCUUGCUCAACCGUUGGUAAUAAUGCUGCAUCUUUCUUUUCUUUCAGUUUUGUUGAAAACGUCGUCAAAAUAGACAGGAAGAUGAUUCCGUUAUUUCUCGUUCUUCUUAAUCUUUUGGCUGUUGGCCAUGCAACAAGUAAGUUCAACAGACGCAAUGUUUAAUUGACGAGUUGGAGUGUUUUAUGACGCUCAAAGUGCGAGGUGCGGGCGAAUAUUUUAUUAAGCGUGAUGAAACACGAACUCCAAGACAAGCUCGUUCCCAGCGUUCUCCCUGAGAACUUUCAGUUUUAAUGAUUGUGAAACAUUUACAUAAUAAUAAUAAUAAUAAUAAUAAUAAUAAUAAUAAUAAUAAUAAUAAUAAUAAUAAUAAUAAUAAUAAUAAUGAGGUACUUCAGUUUAAUGAUGAUGAUGAUACAAAACUCUAUUCAUAGAUUUAAAAAAAUAGACUAUUUACAGAUUCAAGAAUAUGAAAUAUUAAAAUAUAUACCCUAUGUACAUUCUUCUUGUGUACGAAAGAGAAUUGUCGUAAAAUGACUAUCUAAAGACUACUGAUAAGAAUUAUAAAAAGCAUCAAACAGUUAAUAAAAAAAAAAUAAAAAAAAUGAUGAUGAUGAUAUUAAUAAUAAUAAUUAAAAAUAAUAAUAAUAACCUUUUUAUUGACAACAAAGCUAACUAUUAAAAACUAUUUACAAUUAAUGUCGCUGAAGAAAAUAAGUAUUCGGUCAAGUCAUUUCAUUUCAUAGUCUCCUGUUCAUUUCGAUUAAAAAAAAAUUCAAUUCAAUUUAAAAAAUGUAAUAAUAAUAAUAAUAAUAAGGUUGCAGGAUGUGUCAUGUACCGGGAACAGGGUACCAGUUGAACCAAUGAGAAUGAGAUGUUGUAGUUAAUUUUUUAUCUUCAUUAGGAUACACUACCAUGCCCAAAAACAAAAAUUAAAAAAUUAACUACAACAUAUGAUUAAAAUAAAUUAACUACAACAUAUACACUAUAGUAAUGAUAAAAAUCUAUUUUUUACAGAGAACUGUUGGGAACAUUUGCCGGAGGGCACAUGCCGUUACAUAAAUGAUCCCUGCCCAGCAGGUUCUGAAGAUUGCUCUAAGAGUUAUGCUUGUCCUGUGUCAACCAACAAAUGCUGUUGCCCGUCGUCUGUGACACCAACUGCGACGACGUCUGUGACGACGUCUGUUACGCCGUCCGUGCCGCCGUCUGUGUCGACCGCCCCGCCGACACCUAAACCAAGUUUGUAUUAUGUUCGCCAAUUUCUUUAAUAUAUAGAUUUAGCCAGAAUUAUUGAAGUGCAAAAAUUUUGCUUCACAAAUAGAUUUUUUAGAAAAACUUGCACUCGAUAAAUGCGUUGCUCAAGUACUCAGCAUCAUUCACUAUCCAAGCUUUUCACGGGAUCAUUUUUGGCUGAAAUUCAGGGGUAGACCCAGAAAAUUCAGAAAGGGGUGGCCGGGACACUUGCCCACUUGUCAUCUGUAGAGAUACUUUUUAUUUUUCUGACAAUUCUAUAACAGUAAUACAAAAUUUCAAAGAAAAAGGGUGGCCUCGGCCCCUCGGCCCCUCGGCCCACUCCUAAAUCCGCCCUUGAAAUUGGGGAUCAUUUGCGGUUUUGUGCCCGGCUUUUUCGCAAGCAAAACGUCACAAGUUACUAACAUAUAACCACCACGAUAAGUGAUGAUUAGCACUUCUGUCGUGCCAGUGAGAAAGCCAUCUAAAGGGCUUUUCUGGCCCUGCGUGGCGGGCGCAAAAUAGGGGAGGGGAGGGAGGGGAAAGAGUGAGAGAGCAAACAGGUUUCUUCUCCCACCUCACCCUCAUACUUAGCGUCUUCGUUCCACUUGACCAGCGGUCGGCCAGCAUGCGCAGUAAGGGACGAAGACUCGAGGUACGAGAUUGCUCCCACCUUUUUUCGAGGCCUGCCACGCAUGCUCAGACUAGGGAUCUUAAUCUUCAAAAUAGCUUAUCGUCAGUGAGAAUAAAAAAUUUACGAAUGGUAUCCAUCGACACAAUCCCCCGUUUUCCCUUCCUCUUCUACCUCGCAAGCAGAGGCUUAAAUUCUUCUUCUUGAUGGAGGGUUCUAUCUCAAUCGCGUCAAGCCUUUGAAGUCGCUGCAGUAGCUUGAACUUCUAGACUAGUCAAUCUUGUCUUCUCUGGAUAAAACGCUUGCAGCGUACGGCUUUUAGGCCUAAUUUCAAAACUGCAUCUUAACAACGUGUAGCGGAUGUAUGCUUAAAGAAGAUCUCAACCGAUUCAUGCAGAGUCUUUCUCGAGGUACGCGUGUGUUUUUCGUUCGUGGUUCGUAGUUAAAGGAAGAGGUCGAACACUGCAGGAGGGGCACUUUGAAUUUCAAGUGACGGGAAUGAUCGAAGGAUCUUUUUGGGGGUAGAAAAAUUUGGCGAGUAUAUUUUUGGGCGGCUUUAUUCAAGUACAUGUUUUUUUUGGAGGGGGUGCGGGAGGGUAUUCAAAACAAUAUGAAGAUUCGUGUUAGUGCCCGUGUAUCGCGGCCGCGUAGUUCUGCCCAAAAAAGUACAUCCAAACUUGUCAAGGCUCGGAAAUUCGAUAUCGGAUUUUUUGGGGGCUAAUUUUUGAACUGUUUGGUCCAUUCGAUCAUCCCCGGCCCUUAAAACCCGGAGUACCUUCCCUAGGGCCAUAGAAAGAAGCCAGGGAAAAAACUCGCUUCUUUUUUCCGUCUCGCCCCGCUCCCCUUCCCACCGUUUUCUCAUUAGUCCUCUGUUUAUCUUUCGCACGGCUUUGGCUCUUACUUUUCGAACCACAAAUAAAAAAACAGACCAAAAAUCGCCUGAUACGCAGGUUAGCGAAAGAAACUCCGCUCUGCUAGUGGGACAUUUCACUUUCUACGCCAGGAGGAUAAUGAUGAUAAUACUAAUAAUAAUUAUUAUUUUAAAUUUUUUAAUAAUAAUAAUAAUAAUUUUGUUGAUAACAAUGCUAACUAUUCUAUUGACAACAAUUUCGCUUAAAAAUACUAUUCCGUCAAAACACUAUUUACAAUUCCUUUCGAUUAAAAAGCACUUAGUUUUGAUAAGAAAAAAAAAACUUAAACAUAUCAAAUUAUUAAUUAUUCAUUUCAUAAUAAUAAUAAUAAUAAUAAUAAUAAUUUAUUCUUCACAGGGUACUGUUGGGAACAUUCGUUGGAGUCCAACUGCGAAUUCAAAUAUGAUCCAUGCCCACGGAAUCUUACAGAUUGCUCUCAAGACUUCGUUUGUCCUUUGUCAACCAACAAAUGCUGCUGCCCAUAG